Molecule: messenger RNA, 1443 nt
Organism: Daphnia magna
Lineage: Eukaryota; Metazoa; Arthropoda; Branchiopoda; Diplostraca; Daphniidae
Product: cingulin-like
Exons: 1
Coding region: 1-1443 (480 amino acids)
Source: RefSeq, a predicted model, not a curated record
AUGCCUUUUUUCACCGUCUUACCCUGUUUCUUUCAUCAAUGGCGAACCAUUUCCCCAAGAGAUGCUGAAAGUUCUGUCUCCGAAUCUGCCCCUGUGGUGGUUACUAGUGCAGCGUUUGGCAUGGAAGAUCAAUCUGAAGACCUGAUUGAUCUAUCUGCUGGCAACCAAGAGUUGGAAUGUGUUGUCGAACAAGUGCCGAAGCCGGAACGUGAUUGCGGAAUCCGAAAGGAGUGCAACGAAGGUGCGCUGAAGGUUCAGCUUGCUGACCUGAUGAAAGAGAAGGCGAUGGCUGUUUCGGCUAACAAAGAACUGGCAGAAAUCAUCGACGGCAUGAAGCUGGAAGCCAUGGAGGCCAGCACUGCGCGUGAAGAGCUCGCCAGGCAAAACCUCGAGCUACAAAACGAGUUACUGAGGAAGGAAUGUGAUCUGCAGACGAUUGAACAAGAAAUGAAAGAAGUGAUCUUUUCUAAGCAUCACUCUUCAAACAAGGUCGGUCUAAUGCAGAAAGAAAUCCGAAACCUCAAGAUCAAUCAAAAUAACUACAAAGAACGUAACUCUUGCCUGGAAAAGGAACUGGCCGACAAGGAGAGUCAACGCCAACUUGAACAGGCCGAUCAACACGCCCAGAUGGAGCAUGCGAUGGCGCACCAUGCCAGACAGCUGAAUGACAUUGAGUCGGAGAACAAGGUGUUCGUGCAACGGAUGGUUAAACAACACCAGCUCGACAUGGACGAACAACGUGUCCAGUACGAAUCCGCAACGGCUGAGUUGCGCAAAAGACUUGAGAACGAACACCAAGCUCGUCUUCAUUCGGCAUUAGAGAAGGCGGGGGCCCAAUACGCGGCUAACUAUUCCAAGGCCUGUCAGGAGAUUCAAAUGCAAAUGCGAAUCCAGCGUAACACUGCCAAUUCGCAUCGCAUGAAGGCUGAACAACUAGCCACAAAUCUCAGCGAGUGUGAGGGCAAACUUUUGGAGAUGGCGACAGCAAAUCGCCGUCUGGAAGAGGAGCUGCAUAAACAAAAGGAGACCUCAAAUGCUUAUUUCAAAGAACUUAACGCCAAACAUGAUACUAUUGGCCGAAUGCGCGCCUUUCACGCAAAAUUGCUCGAAAACCGUAAUGAGCGUAUUGAGGAAUUGCAACAAAGAGUCAAAGAAUUGGAGGAAGGCCCUGACAAGGACGUAGUCGGACCUGAUUACUACAAACUCUUGGAAGUCGAACGCAACGCUGGAACGAGCGAGAUUAAGUCGGCAUAUUAUGCAAAAUCGCGGAUCCACCAUCCCGACAAGCAUCGAGACUCGCCCGACCAGAAAAAGCACGAGGCCAUUUUUAAAACUAUUAAAUAUGUCUAUGAAGUCUUAUCUAAUAGCUAUACACGCCAAAAAUACAACAAAUGGCUCGACAUGACAUCAGUCCGAUUGGCGCACCAAGAGAAAUAUUGUUAG